This is a messenger RNA of Aspergillus affinis, 435 nucleotides long. RefSeq lists its product as uncharacterized. NCBI's taxonomy places the organism in Eukaryota, Fungi, Ascomycota, Eurotiomycetes, Eurotiales, Aspergillaceae. The transcript has a single exon. The record is from RefSeq and is a predicted model, not a curated record. Bases 1 to 435 code for a protein of 144 amino acids.
AUGCUAGUAGACAUGGCCCAGGUUCUGAACUGGUACGAUUGCUCGGAGGUUAAAUUCCCCACUGUGGCAGGGGAGCGUAUUGUGGAAUUGGGGCCUCACACCUCAUUAACCUACCUUGUGCCGCCGACAUGUGAUCCGGAGAUACCCAACACGUUUGUUCUCAGUGUCUUCACACCCCUACAUGGCACGUUCGUGGGAUUUAUUCCGCUGGUGGAAGCUGCGCUCGAGGUCUUGCGCGAAGGACGCGCCUUCGCCUCCAACUACAAGGAAGCUGGGGGUAUCUGGUGGAAUUUUAUAUUCCAGCAGCAUGGGACAGUGCCCAAUCCUGCAGACCUGGUUUCAAUGGCCCUGGUAGCUCUAGAAGUGCACCACGAGGGGCUCAUCCGCCUUGCGAAAACCCACCGCAAGUUCUCGCCUGCCCUGCAAUUUCGUUAG